AUGCAGGGCUUGAGACCCAGGAUACGUUCUAUCUCGGGGGACAAUGAGGCGGACCUCGUCGCCCUUGGGGAAUCUCAGACGGUUACGCCGACAAGAGCCUCCAAGUCGAGAGAUUUGCUGUCCUCACCAUUGGCCGAGGUGGACCUAGGAGGCCACGUGCGCAUUGAAGCUGGCUAUGAUGAGCGCGAGCUGAACGAGGUACUGAGUUUCAAUGCAAGCAUAUACGAUCUUACAAUACAGUACUCCUGUCUGGCCUGCACAGGUUGUGGCGAGGGGCAGGAUGCCACCGUUUUGCUUAACCUCGUGCUGUUCUUGGGGCUGCAAGUGGGCAAUGUCUUCUUGCAGAUGUUCCUGCUCUUCGAAAUCGAAUUCCUAAUUGCGUUUCCAGCCAUGGAGCAUGCGCGGGACCUGUACGCCCUUUUCACGGAUCACUGCUAUGGGGAGGGCCUCAUGGAUUCCAGUGAGGACGUCGGCAUCCUCUUUCAGUCGUGGGAUGGCACAGCCAAAGCGGAGCUUUGCCAAUUUCCGCUGACGAACCCCACGUUUUUCUUCAUGGUGAUUCUGAUUUGGACCUUUUUCUUAGGGCACGAGCUCAAGCAGACGGUCUACUUCUUCUGGCACACUCUUCGGCUUCAUCGGCCGACUGAGGGCUGCGUGUGCAUUGUCGAUCAUCAGGACCAGAACCAGUUUGUCAUCACGCACAUGAGUGGACUUCUGAAGUUCUGGAUAGCACUCAUCGUGUUUCUCCCCAAGUUCAUCAUCGCGAUUGUACUGUGGUACAUAGGUGCGCGUUGGUUGACAGCCACGCCUGGUGUGGACAACCUCAUGCUGAACUCGUUGGCGCUCACAUUUAUUUGUGAGCUGGACGAGCUGAUCUUUCGUACGUGCACCUCCGAGAACAUCAAGGUUGUGACAGAACUUGGGGCCUUCGUGGGCUAUUCUGCCGUGCGGUUCAGCAGCGAGCUGCGGAGGUGCCCGGGACAGAGCUCCUUGCGCCUGACCUCUUUGGAGGUGAAUCCGCUGCACGUCUCUGUGGCCCGCUUUCUGCUGGACAUCGCUGGCCUCUCCCAGGUCGCAGAGGUCCGACCAGGCCAAGUCAAGGAUGUGGUGCCGCAGCUGGUGGAAGAGCUUGGCUUCCACAGCACAGGAGUUUGCUUCAUGGACCAUCGUGGGACGAUCUUCCAUCAGGACUUCAACCUGCUCCUGAGUCACGGGGUCUUGGGUGCCGAGGCACAGCUCGUGGCCGACAACACGCUGAAUCCUGGGGCGCCUCUCUUCCUCUGGGAACGCUUCCACGGGCAUCACCGUGGGCGACUCCUUUCAACCACAUGCUGGUCUCUGACAGAGUUCCUAGCAGAGCACGAAGAUUGGACGUCCACUUCUGAAUGGAGACCUGCCCCGACAGAAAGACAACUUGGAUAG
Symbiodinium sp. CCMP2456 is the source of this 1422-nucleotide messenger RNA. NCBI's taxonomy places the organism in Eukaryota, Dinophyceae, Suessiales, Symbiodiniaceae. The record is from the annotation of a GenBank genome assembly.